This is a messenger RNA of Arabis nemorensis, 1209 nucleotides long. The record is from the annotation of a GenBank genome assembly. Lineage: Eukaryota; Viridiplantae; Streptophyta; Magnoliopsida; Brassicales; Brassicaceae.
AUGGAGGAUUCUAUGGUCAAGGACGUAGAACUAGAGGAAGAAAUCCCCGACAAGUUUCUCUGCUGCGUCUGCCUGGAACUUCUUUACAAACCAAUUGUGCUAUCGUGUGGUCAUCUAUCAUGUUUCUGGUGCGUUCACAAGUCUAUGAAUGGCCUCCGCGAAUCCCAUUGUCCUAUAUGUAGGGAUCCCUAUGUUCACUUUCCGUCUGUCUGCCAAAAGCUUCAUUUCCUGCUAAAGAAAAUAUACCCGCUUGCUCAUAAGAAGAGAGAAGAACAAGUUCUAAAGGAAGAACAGGAGCAAGAUUGUUUUUCUCCUCAGAUUGAUGUUGUUUUGGAUGAACCAAAGGCUAAGGAUCAGUCCGUAAAUGUCUCUGAUGAGCAGAAGGUGGAAGAGUGCUCAAGUGCGGCAAAGUUGUUAUCCAGUUCACCAAGUAGAUGUGACAGCCCCAGCAAUGAAGAACCCAAAGAUGCAGAAACUCUUAGUGUUCAUGAGACUGACUUACCUAAGAAUAACAAAGUCAGUAAGCAAAUUUUAAAAGAUGAUUUGCUCUGUUCAGCAUGUGAAAAGCUGCUCGUGCGACCCGUGGUUCUCAAUUGCGGACAUGUAUAUUGCGAAGGGUGUGUAGUAGAUAUGGCUGACGAGAGCGAAAUGAUCAAAUGUCAAGAGUGCCAUGUUUGUGACCCGAGAGGAUUUCCAAAAGUUUGUUUGGUUCUUGAGAAGCUUUUGGAGGAAAAUUUUCCUGAAGAAUACAAUUCAAGGAAAAGUGGGAUUCAGAAAACGCUUGCCCAUAGUAGCAAAGGGAAUUUUCAAAGCUAUCAGAAAGAAGGCCCAUCCUUAUCUGACAACAACAAUGAUCUUCCCUGGUGGGCAACCCUUGGAUCUAAUGUUCACAUCGGAGCUGGUUGUGAUUCUUGUGGAGUGUAUCCAAUCAUAGGGGAUCGAUACAGAUGCAAAGACUGCAAGGAGAAAAUCGGGUACGAUCUUUGUAAAGAAUGUUACGAGAGUUCUUCAAAAGUUCCAGGGAGAUUUAACCAGCAACACACUCCAGACCACAAGUUUGAGCGUGCGCGUGUUCCUCAGCUUAUGAUCAAUUCGAAUUCUAUUGGGUUUCUUCUGGGACCAAUGGUUAACGCAGAUGUAGGCGCGGGUUCUGAUGAGAGUGAGGAAGAGCCAACUGGUUCUAAUGAGUCAUCAUCAAACACUGAAUGA